Molecule: messenger RNA, 1347 nt
Organism: Anisakis simplex (herring worm)
Lineage: Eukaryota; Metazoa; Nematoda; Chromadorea; Rhabditida; Anisakidae
Source: the annotation of a GenBank genome assembly
AUGGAGUUCAAUGUCGUAAAAUUGAAGGCAUACGAAAAACGACCACCACCAAAACUGAACAGUUCGCAGUCGUCGUCAUCGCUUGAACGAUUUCAAAAAACCUGUCGAUACGGCGAUGAUUGCAAGAAACCGUUUUGUAAAUACACGCACUCUGCUGAUGGAAAGAAUGAAGCGCUAUCGGACUGUGAAGAUGCGUCAUUCAUGUCAAGUCACAACAACAAUACGGAAGACUCUGAGUGGUCACAUUACAUUCCAGCAACUAUACAUAUCAAGUCAACUGAUGGAAUUAGCACUGUUUCUGAGCGCAAACAAGAAACUUCGACGUGUUUCGUUCUGCGAUGUGCCGUUUUUGCAGUUGGUGAUGGUGGUACCGAAAUCGAUCCGACACAUUUGGUUACGGCCGUUAGAGUGAAGCCACACGAUCGUAAUGGCACUUUCCUGUCGCCUUCGGGGAAUAAGAUUGGCAAAGAACGUAAUUGGGUGGUAUUCAAUGAGUUUGUCGUAACGCGAGUUACCGAAAAUGAAGCCCUUCAUUUGGAUGCAACUUGGAAGAUACCAUCAAUGUUAUAUUAUGUACAGAUUGACAGUGAUAAUGUCGAUGUUGAAAGUCGUGCUCCAAUUCCUCAUUCAGUAUUCUCAACUGAUUUCGGAAGUGUAGACUCGUCAGAACAACAACAAAAUGUUGAGUCGAUCUCUGAAGAGUCUCUUCCGAAACGGGGUGAUUUGUUGGCAAUAGAUGCAGAAUUCGUCGCGUUGAAUAAGGAGGGAACACGUGCAGUGGCACGAGUGAGUUGUGUGCGUGAGGAUGGCAGUUGUUUUUUGGACGAUUACAUAAGAACGUCAGCGAGUGAUACAGUUAGUGAUUAUUUGACGGCUUGGAGCGGCAUCGAAGCGGCAGAUCUGGAUCCGGAACUAUCGACACGUCAUUUGAUCCACCUGAAGGGUGUCUACUUGAAACUACUCUAUCUGCUUCAACAAGGCGUUAUCUUUGUUGGGCAUGGCCUCAGCAGUGAUUUUCAUGCAUUAAGCAUUUAUGUACCAUCAGAGCAGAUGCGUGAUACGGUUCGUCUGUUCUACAUGAAAGCUGAACGAAUGAUCUCUUUGCAGUUUCUUGCUUGGUAUCUUUUGUCUGAAAGUAUCCAGCAGACGACGCAUGAUUCAGUGGAAGAUGCACGAAUUGCGUUUCGUUUGUACAAAAAAUAUUUGGAACUCGAGGAGAACGGCAAAUUGAAAACGACAAUAAAUGAGUUGUAUGAAACUGGCAAACGAAUGGAUUGGAAAAUCAACGAUCAGCAAACACAACCGCAAAGCGAUGAUACGAGCAACAGCAGUAGUGCAACUCCUUGA